CCCAACCCUGCUCGACAACCUUAUCUCUUCUAUCAACCUUGUUUUGCGACCAUCGAAACUUGUUGAUUCCUGCUUUCAAAAUUGUAACGAAAAUUAACAAAACACCAACAGAGCAACAGAUCGACUCUCCAUAAAUUAAGAAGAAGAAGAAGAACAGUCCAAGUCCUUCCAAUCGGAAUUUCCAAUAAUUGUUUAUUCCCUGCGCUUCAUAUUUUGGAUCUUUCAAAAUGGGACCCAGAGCAAAAUCAAAAAGAGAACCAAGUAACCCUACAUGCGACAUUUGUGGCAAAGUAUUUACGAGAAAAUAUAACUUGAAAAUUCACAUGAAAAAUCACGAGCUGGACGUGGAGGCAGCUUGUCCUCAUUGCCACGAGGUCUUUCAGAGGCAAUGGAUUUUAAAAAACCACAUAUCACAGGUUCAUUGUCCUGUUGAACAACGAACCUGUCACAUAUGUAACAAAAUCUUACAAUGGAAAAGCAAUUUAAAAGAACAUAUUCUGGUCAGCCACCAUCAAGUCAAAAAACAUAGUUGCAAGUUCUGCUGUUCUACGUUUACAAGAAGAGCGCACCUGCAUGCUCACGUCAAAAAAUCCCAUAAAGAAAGUUUGAUUCCUGAGGAGAACGAGGAGGUGGAGGAAGAGGAGGAAGUGGAAGAAGAAGAAGAAGUGGAGGAAGAGGAGGAAGAGGUGGAGGAAGAAGAGGAGGAAGAAGAGGAGGAAGUGGAAGAGGAAGAAGUGGAGGAAGAGAAGGAAAAAACAGAAAAACAGGAAACAACAGACAAGGGAGAAGUUCUUAUUUCUAUUAAAAUAGAUAGAGAGAGAAAAAAUCUAACAAUCUCCAUAAACACCCAGGGGAAACAAAAUACUAUAAAGCUAAAUACUUAGAAACUCAUUUAAAAAAUUUUUUUUUCAUUUGAUAUUGCUUUAAAAAAAGCCCUAGAAAAGUAAUUUGUAAGAAUUUUCAUUUAUUAGAAUUUUAUUAAAUAUAAUUUCCUUUUUCGCCGAAUUGUAAUUAGACGGAAGUUCCCUCAUAUGUUUAAUAAAAUUAAAAUUAUUUUUAAU
This is a messenger RNA of Leptopilina heterotoma, 1061 nucleotides long. RefSeq names its product zinc finger and BTB domain-containing protein 47-like. The record is from RefSeq and is a predicted model, not a curated record. The coding region runs from base 228 to 884 and encodes 218 amino acids. Lineage: Eukaryota; Metazoa; Arthropoda; Insecta; Hymenoptera; Figitidae. Gene Ontology annotation, cellular component: nucleus. The transcript is spliced from 4 exons.